Molecule: messenger RNA, 3580 nt
Organism: Vanessa tameamea
Lineage: Eukaryota; Metazoa; Arthropoda; Insecta; Lepidoptera; Nymphalidae
Gene: CanB
Product: calcineurin subunit B type 2
Exons: 6
Coding region: 157-705 (182 amino acids)
Biological process (GO): calcineurin-mediated signaling; protein dephosphorylation
Cellular component (GO): calcineurin complex
Molecular function (GO): calcium ion binding; calcium-dependent protein serine/threonine phosphatase regulator activity; phosphatase binding
Source: RefSeq, a predicted model, not a curated record
GUCAACUUUAUUUAGAUCGAUCAUCGAUGGUGUGUUCUGCAGACAAGUCGUUUUUCUUUAACAAGUGAUAAGAUCAACCAAAUUAAAAAUUAGUACGAAUUAGAUCGUACGAACGAGAUCAACAUUCUUAACUGAACGUAACAUAAAAACAACACCAUGGGCAACGAAAAUUCAAUUCCUAUGGAGCUCUGUUCAAACUCACGUGUUAACUGCAUUGAUUUUAAGGUGGAGAACUUCGACGCGGACGAGAUCCGGCGGCUGGGCAAGCGCUUCCGGAAGCUCGACCUCGACAACUCGGGCGCGCUGUCCAUCGACGAGUUCAUGUCGCUGCCGGAGCUGCAGCAGAACCCGCUCGUGCAGCGCGUCAUUGACAUCUUCGACGCCGACGGCAAUGGCGAGGUGGAUUUCAAGGAGUUCAUUCAAGGAGUGUCGCAGUUCAGUGUGAAGGGCGACAAGCUGUCGAAGCUGCGGUUCGCGUUUCGGAUCUACGACAUGGACAACGAUGGCUUCAUCUCUAACGGCGAACUCUUUCAGGUUCUUAAAAUGAUGGUAGGCAACAACUUGAAGGACACCCAACUCCAGCAGAUCGUGGAUAAAACGAUCCUCUUCGCCGACAAAGACGAGGACGGCAAGAUCUCCUUCGAGGAGUUCUGCAACGUGGUGGGCAACACGGACAUACACAAGAAAAUGGUCGUCGACGUGUAGACGAGCUCUCCGUCUCCACCGUUUCUCGAGAAGUUUCUUGCCACGAUAUUUUACUUCCAUUGAACUUUCAGGGUCGUCUAUCGAAAGCCCCGGGGCGGCCGGUCGCUCUCGAGAGCCCGUGGAGGCCGACGCCACUCUUUCGCAUUCGUCCUCGGCUCCUCUUCGCUCUAGCUAGAACACUAUUCAAAUUGUGCGCCUGUCGCCCCUAAGUCGACGUUCUGUCGUCAACGGCGUGUUUGGUGGGACGUGGCUGUUCUCGCGUAACGGCUUGGCAUAGUGACGCCACCUUCCGUUUUGGUUCCCGUCUCGUCGACAUAGUUUCACCGCGCGCUAAAAUAACUAUGGCGAACCUUUUUAUUUAAUGUUUCGCGUGAUACAGAUUCAGAUUCGGUAUAUUAAUUUAUUCAUAUUCGGGUCAGACCACACCCGAUGAUGUAAAUGAACUAAUCACUGGAACAUGCGGGCUUGUAAUAUUGAGUACAAAUCCGCGACGUAGGGGCGACCGAGGCGCCUCAAAUCUAUCAUAAUAUAUCAUCAAACAUUACUAACUAAAUAUAAGACAUACAUAUAUUUACUUCAUAUUAUAGAUAUACAUCGUUAGAGAAACUUUUAUCGUAGUCAAAUAAAUGGAUUUUUUUAUUAUUUUGUUGCAGUAAUAUUAAUUCGUAUUGUUAUUUAGUAUUUUAUGUUACGUUAGGUAUCGGUUUCAAUGCAGUCGGUGUUUGUCGGUAUAGCCUAGCCUCGGUCGGUAGAGCCCGGCUCGGUCGGUAGAGCCCGGCUCGGUCGGUAGAGCCCGGCUCGGUCGGUAGAGCCCGGCUCGGUCGGUAGAGCCCGGCUCGGUCGGUAGAGUCCGGAGCCGUCUGCGGGCGAGUGCUGUUCCGGAACUCUGAAUACACGACAUUUUGUAAACGCACAACAGUCGCUCCGGUCCCGCCAGACGCUCCAACUUCGAGGUUAGUGCUCAUUUUUAUGCGCAGAUUUUUUUACUUAAUUCAUUUAAUAAUAGUUAAAUAUAUUUAAAUAAACUAUACGUCGUUCUUUAAAAGCGUCAAUAUUUAUAACAAUAUUAAAAUAAAUAUAAAUCGAAUAACAUCUCCGCUUAUUAAAAACGAUAUUACGAUACAAUUAAAUUAUCUUUUAACUUUGUCCGAAUUUAAUAAAAAUAAAUUAAGAAUAAACCGUAAUAUUAGCUAAUGUUAUUUAUACCGUGACGGGACCCUCGAGCGUCCUCGACCUGUCGGAUCCCCUCGCCGACCCCGGACACACCGGCCGGCAGCGGCCGAGGCGAUCUCGCCUGUUUCCGUAUCCGUCCUGAAGACAAAACCACCCCCCCCCGCCUCACCCUCAGCCCCCGUGCCAUACCUCGUGUUACCGAUAUGAUUACUGUGUAUAACGAUAUUAUUUGUCUACGUGGUACCACGGAAACCAGCCCAGUAUGGAACUUACUUGUACGAGUUAUGAGAUGACACAGACGACUUCGAGAGUCGGAUUGGGAGUUCUAACAAGUAUUGUGUAUUUUUUGUUAUAUUAACAUUGUGUGUAUAAAUAGCUCGACUCUAGAGGAAUAAUUGUAUACAAAAUAAUAUAAUAUAAUAAUUUCCUUAAAUCGUACACUAUCAUAGCUCCUGCGUAGUCCCGCCUGUCUGCCGGUCGGUGGGACGUCCGAGGCGUCGGCGCAGCUCACGGCAGGAAGUCAUCUCGUAAUACAUAUUACUACAUUCAAUUUCCGUAUAGUAAGCGAUAGGUCGUAAAUACAAUUUUUAAAUAUUUUCUUCUACCGAUCAUUGGAAUGUCAAGACUCGUAUGUCAAAGGUUUGAAUUAAAUUAUGGAUUGUCUCCGCUAGCUGUGUUACCUUAUAGAAUACUUAAGGCGCCGCCGGCCGGUCGUCAGUCGUAGCGAGCGCACGUGAAUCUUAAACAUCUAGUCACCUUUGUUGUGAAUUAUAUUAUAUAUGUAAUGUUUACGCACGUGUACCUACUUAAUCUGCUCCAAAACAAAUUGCGUUUUGUUUCCGAUUAUGACGAUAUGUUCAAAAAUAUAAAAAAAACAUUAUUUCGAAACCAGCCGAGAAGUACAAACAUUUUGAUCUGAUUUUGACUACUCUGUCUUCACUCGAUCAACGAUGAGGCUGGAUUAUUUUAACUUCAUACGAACGUUUAAAUUAUGUUUGCAAUUCAAGAAUAUAGAAUAAAAAUUAUAGCUAUAACGUUAAAGCCUUAUCUCGGGGAACGGCGACAUUAUACACUCGACACGAGUAUUGCUUUCGUGACCAUUAUUAUAAUUGUCGCUUUAAAGAGAAACCAACGACACAAUGGCUGUCAGCGAGUUAUGUAAUAAAACAUAAUUACUAUAAUAAGUUGUAAAGGUGAGCCGAGGUCGCAUUGGAGUUAUUUGAAAAUAUGUAAUGGGAACAUAAUAUGUCGUUAUAAUUUUAUGCAAAUAAUGAAAGCAACGUAAAGUUUAUGCAGUUUUUUUUAAUGACGUCAUUGUGUAUUUCGGUUAGCGGUUUAACUCUUGACGGAAAUAAUCUCGCGUGUUGUCGUGUAUUUGAAUCACUUUCUCAAUGUCGUCGUUCCCGGUACAGCGACUGUACGCUGUACGCCCUUAGGAUAUGAACAUGUUAUACUGUAGUCGAUGUUGUGUCGUCUGCUCAUCUCCACCAGUAGGUAGCGUGUCCUAAUAAGUCUGUUCUCGAUUGGAACUGAUUAUAAGUUUUAAUAAAUUUUCAAAUUUCCUUAAGACUUUUUAUAUUCCUCCUCUUUUUUACAGUUAAUGUAAUUUAUAUAUUAAUUCUUAAUUGUCUAUGGAAGAAAUUUUAUUUAGACAAGUUUCAAUAUUGUUUGAAUUAUAAUAAAUAGUUUUUAAAAUUCAUAA